AUGGCCGACAUAGACGACGAGCUUCUGGCUCUUGCGGGUGGUGGGGAGUCCUCUGAUGAGGAGGAGUUGAUGUCAGAGGCCGAGAGCAGGGCGCCAUCCGCAUCACCACCACCCAAGGCAGCCGCGAAAAAGUCUGAGGCAAAGAAGGCAAAAUCGCGCGUGGGUGGGAACGAUUCAGAAGAGGAAGGAGAGGCCACUUCACCACCCGGUAGUCCCAACUCGAUCGGAUCCGCCGCCAUGGACGAGUCCGACUCCGAAGCCGAGCCGCACAGACCUGGCCACGACGAUGACGAGGAAGACAAAUACCCGGUUGAUGGCAUGUUCAGGAGUCGUGCCGAGAAGGAACAGGUGAUGGCCAUGCGCGAGGUGGAGAGAGAAUCACUGCUGGCGGAGCGUCAAGCCGAGAUCGAGCGCCACCGACAGAAUCGCAUGCUUCGCCAGCUGGUCAGCAAGCAGGAGAACGAGGAAAAAAAGCAAAAAUUGAAGAAACGUAGCGCCGAUGCCGCUGAUCUUGAAGAGGCCUCGCGCAAGAACUCGCGGCCGCGCACCGAAGGCAAGACGUCUGCGAUAGAUACACUGCGUCGCGCGCGUGCGGAGAAGAGCGAUCGCGCCCGUCGUCGUGAGGAGGACCGUCAGAAGGGAAAUCGGUCGCCGCACGGCGAUUACCGAGACCAUGAUAGUGAUGAAGGAGGUGACUGGGAGGAACGCGAUCGCCGUCGUCAUCACAAGUCGCGAUCGCCCGACGAAGAAAUCGUCGCGCGCGCGCUGCCGCCCCCCGACAUCCGCGAUUUCGAGCGUGUCCGCGUCGGAAAGAGUCGUUUCGCCGAGUACUGCUUCAAUCCUGGUUUCGAGACAGCCAUGAUUGGAUGCUAUGUCCGCAUCAGCAUCGGCCCCGACCCUAAGACAGGCCAAGACGAGUAUCGCAUGGCGCGCAUUCAAUCCAUCACCGUCGGCAAACCAUAUGCCAUGACUGGUCCAGGUGGCUCUUUCGUUACUGACCAGUAUGUUCUGGCCGCUCAUGGCAAGGCAGAGAGGCCGUUCCCUUUCAUCUUUCUGUCGGAUCGGCCAUUCAGUGAACGCGAGUACAACCGCUACGAAAAGGUCAUCCAGUCUGAAGGACUUAGCCUCCCCAAGAAACAGGUUCUUCUCGACAAGAUUGAAGAUAUCAACGCGCUCAUCGCCCACCACCUCACGACGACGGAGAUUGACGAGCGCAUCCAGCGCAAGAACGCCCUGCGCAAGAAGUUCGAUCCCAAGCUCCGUGAGCGUCUCGCCCAGGAGAUCGAGGUUGCGCGACUCAGGGGCAACGCAGCCAAGGCGGAGGAAUUACAGGAACAACUCGACGACCUCAAGACGAAUGUUCUCGCAUUCAAGACGAGCCUCAGCGACUCGUCGUCAAAGCCGAGUACGACGUCGCAGCAGGACCGCCUGGCCAACAUCAACCGCCAGCGCCGACUCGAGAACGCCGAGAACGUCCGUAGGGCGCAGCUCAAGGAGAAGGCCGAGGCGCGCAAGCUAGAUGCGGCACUGGAGAGGGGCGAGGACAUCAAGAACGAUCUUUCGCGGCGGCUGCGGACGAGAGCGAAGUUCAUACAUGAUGCCAACGACUCUGGUAAGAAGCCCACGGGCAAGGAUAGCAACGCGAGCACGCCUGCGAAUGGGACGCCGAAAUCCGGGGCUCAGGAGAAGAAUCUGCUACCCAACUUGGCCAAGCUCCAGGCCGCAAAACAGGAGAAGAAGGGCAUCCCGACUAUUCAUAAGCCGCUCAUGGACGACGAUAUUAUCGGAGCUUUGGAUCUCGACAUUGACAUCGAGAUUGAUUAG
Messenger RNA from Colletotrichum higginsianum IMI 349063, 1824 nucleotides. RefSeq names its product Plus-3 domain-containing protein. The coding region runs from base 1 to 1824 and encodes 607 amino acids. The transcript is spliced from 4 exons. Gene Ontology annotation, cellular component: Cdc73/Paf1 complex. Gene Ontology annotation, molecular function: RNA polymerase II C-terminal domain phosphoserine binding; DNA binding. Lineage: Eukaryota; Fungi; Ascomycota; Sordariomycetes; Glomerellales; Glomerellaceae. The record is from RefSeq and is a predicted model, not a curated record.